AUGACGCCCUACAGGGACACAGGAAACGCGUGCGACUACGUGCUGAGUGAAUGGCGGAACGAUACUGAUUCGACGCCCCGCGAAUGUGACGAAUGCAUCCUCGGGCCCAUACAGCUGGAGGUCAACUCGCCCAUUGGCCACACUGAGGCCCGCGCCGGCGAGUUCAAGGCGGCCAUGUCCAGCUGCAGCGUCAAGGGCUACGCCUACACAAACCAGCCGCCGUAUGUCCAGAGCCAAACGUCCGCCUCCCCCGAGUCCCCUACCUUGGUCCUCCAGGACUGGUCUGCGCGACGCAUGUCAUCCGAAUGUGCCACUACCUACCGUGUCCAGGAGGGCGACACGUGCGACAGCAUCGCCGUUGCGCAAGAGGUGCCGAGCAGGGACCUCGUGGAAGCCAACGACAAGCUAGAUGGCUGGUGCGGUGGUCUCGAAGCCGGCAUGGACUUGUGCCUGCCCGCCAAGUGCAAAAUGCACCCCCUGAAGCCUGAAGAUUCAUGCGAGUCGCUGCUGGAGGCGUAUGGCGCUGGGCAGAAGAGCCUAGCCGAGUGGAACCCGAGGUUAUACAUUCAAUGCGACAACUUGAAUGCCAUUACAGGCUACAUCUGCGUAGGGUGA
Messenger RNA from Colletotrichum destructivum, 615 nucleotides. Its product is annotated as Putative LysM domain-containing protein. The record is from RefSeq and is a predicted model, not a curated record. The coding region runs from base 1 to 615 and encodes 204 amino acids. Lineage: Eukaryota; Fungi; Ascomycota; Sordariomycetes; Glomerellales; Glomerellaceae. The transcript has a single exon.